UGGCUGGCCAUGAGGAGGAACACAACCUGAAAUACAAUGGAAGUGGAACAACCUGUUAAACUCUAGACAGGGCCCUGACUAGGUGGCUCUGUUGGUUGGAGUGUCAUCCUGUACACCCAAAGGUUAUGGGUUCGGUCCCUGGUCAGGGCACAUGCCGGGGUUGCAGUUUCCAUCCCUGGUUGGGUGUUCUCAGAGUCGGCGCUGGAGAUGGGCUUUUGAUGGUGGAGAGAGGAUACUGAGUCCAUCAGGGAAUUCUGCAGCUGUAGGAGGGUACCAGUACGUGAAGGCUUCUGGCUCCAGGGAGCAGCACCAGGGCCAGGGCGACAAUGGUCUCAGUGACUAUGGCCACUUCCGAGUGGAUCCAGUUCUUUAAGGAAGCCGGCAUUCCUCCGGGGCCUGCUGUCAACUACGCUGUGAUGUUCGUGGAUAAUAGGAUCCAGAAGAGCAUGCUUCUGGAUCUGAACAAGGAAAUCAUGAAUGAGCUGGGCGUGACUGUGGUGGGGGACAUCAUCGCCAUCCUCAAGCACGCCAAGGUGGUGCACCGUCAGGACAUGUGCAAAGCUGCCACUGAGUCGGUGCCCUGCAGCCCGAGCCCCCUCCCAGGCGAGGUUCGCCGAGGCGCCUCCAGCGCCGCCUCCCGCAUGAUCGCCAACAGCCUGAACCGUGACUCCCCGCCUGGAACUCCCCCCAGGCGGCCAGACACGAGCACCUCCAAGAUCUCCGUCACUGUGUCCAACAAGAUGGCAGCGAAGAGCGCCAAGGCCGCAGCUGCCCUGGCCCACCGGGAGGAGGAGGGCCUGACUGUUCCUGCCAAGAGACGCAGGGUGACUGCCGAGAUGGAGGGGAAGUACAUCGUCAACAUGCCCAAGGGCACCACCCCCCGGACCCGCAAGAUCCUCGAGCAGCAACAGGCGGCGAAAGGUGUCCACAGGACGUCCGUGUUUGACCGCCUCGGCGCCGAGACCAAGGCAGACACGACGAUGGGAAAUAAACCCACGGGAGUCUUCAGCCGCCUGGGGGCCACGCCCGAGGUGGAUGAGGAUCUGGCCUGGGACAGCGACAAUGAGAGCAGCAGCUCUGUCCUGCAGUAUGCCGGGGUCCUGAAGAAGCUCGGCCGGGGUCCAGCCAAGACCAGCCUCCAGCCAGCACUGACUGUCAAGGCCAAGGCCACAAGCUCCGCGACCACGGCCAACACCCCGACCCUGCGGCGCCUGGCCCUUUCCUCCCGCUCAGGGCUCGAGAGGAAGCCAGAGUCUCUGUCCAAAGUCAGCAUCAUCCAGAGACUGGGCAAGACUGCCCUCGUGCCCGAGGCCCAGGACAGCCAGGUCACGAGCACCAAGAGUAAGUCCACAGCCAAGGUCAAGGUCACCAUUAAGAGGACUCUAGGGCCCAGGGGGAACAGCUCCAGCGAGGGCCUUGGUGCCCAGAUGGACCACGCGGGCUCUGUGAGUGUGUUCAAAAGACUGGGCCGCAGGACCUUCUAGCCCACAGGUGGGGCGCAGGCCCCUUUCCAGGCUCCUGGUUCCGUCCGUCUUCAGCGAGGGCACGAGCCCCGCUUCUGGAUGACACUGCUGGCCUCUCAGGCAUUCGGGCUGGGUCCCAGCUUUGCGGGGACGCACCUCAUGUUCCUGAGUCUGAGGUGGUCGUCGUGGCCCGGCCUUGCCACCCUGGGGCUGUCCCUUCUCUCAUGUGCUCUGUUCUGUCCUCUCUGACUGUGGCCUUGGUGGGGCCUGUUUUUCUACCUCCCCCAGUGCCAAGUGCCCCUUUGCUCUGCCGCGUCCCCUCCCCUCCCUGUCAGCAGCGUCCACUGCCUCAAACCCCAGCUCCCUGGCCUUUCGGUCCCCAGAGUGGGCGUCACCUGCUGGGCCCCCCCACUCUGCUGCUUCCUGACUUCCCCCACUCCUCUGUCCCCCGGCUUUUACUGCUUUAACUUUCCUGUCUCCCUCCUGCACUCUGUUCAUUUCUCUUCUGUUUUCUGUCCCUGUGGCAAGGCCCGACUGUCCGCUGCAUCCUGCCUGGCCCUCCUGCUCCUCCGGCCUCCCAGCGGCCCCCUCGUCGACAGUGGCGCGGAGCCCGUAGAGAC
This is a messenger RNA of Artibeus jamaicensis (Jamaican fruit-eating bat), 2083 nucleotides long. It is a transcript of the gene CUNH19orf47, whose product is annotated as chromosome unknown C19orf47 homolog. NCBI's taxonomy places the organism in Eukaryota, Metazoa, Chordata, Mammalia, Chiroptera, Phyllostomidae. Bases 327 to 1484 code for a protein of 385 amino acids. Gene Ontology annotation, cellular component: nucleus. The transcript is spliced from 10 exons. The record is from RefSeq and is a predicted model, not a curated record.